Molecule: messenger RNA, 2467 nt
Organism: Sesamum indicum (sesame)
Lineage: Eukaryota; Viridiplantae; Streptophyta; Magnoliopsida; Lamiales; Pedaliaceae
Source: RefSeq, a predicted model, not a curated record
CUACCCUUAAAGCAAAAGAUAACAAAGAUCAAGUCGCCUUUAUUACAUUCUUAACAAUCAUACGCAAUUCAUAUCACACACACACACAGAAAGAUUUUAGAAAUCCAGUUAUAACUACCUUUCCCUCAUCUGUUCAUGCCCAUAACUUGAAUGUAAACAUUUUCCAUUUUCACACGGUUUUGCGUGAGAAAGAGCCCAAAUCAAGUUUUAUUUUUUCCGGGUGUUCAUGUGCUGGUAAUUUGGAGCGAUCAGAUGCUAGAUGUGCAAUAAAUAGCAGCCUCUGUGGGUUUAAAGAUAGGCGGGUGAGCCACAGAAUCGAGCGAGCAAGAUAUGGACUUGACUUAUGCUGCUUGUAAACUGCUGCUUUUCUUUCUUCUUAUAUUCCGCACAUCCCAUCAGUGUUGUGCAACUGGGAUCAAUGCAAACCAGACAGCAUGGUUAUUCGUAAACGUGUCAGAAAAUCCUCCAAGAAAGAUACCGAAUACGAUGUUUGGAAUAUCAUUUGAGGAGAUCAACCAUUCUGGGGCUGGAGGACUCUGGGCAGAGCUUGUCAGCAACAGAGGUUUCGAAGCUGGAGGCCAGAAUACUCCAUCAAAUAUUAGUCCUUGGUCCAUCCUUGGGGAUGAAUCACUUAUAUUUGUAUCAACAGACCGUUCAUCCUGCUUUGACAGAAAUAGAAUUGCACCCCGAAUGGAGGUAUUGUGCAACACUGAUGGUGGCAAUAUGUGUCCAGCAGCUGGAGUUGGAGUUUACAACCCGGGAUUCUGGGGCAUGAACAUUGAACAAGGAAAGACGUACAAAGUGACCUUUUAUGUUCGCUCAUUGCAGCCAAUUGAAAUGUCUGUAUCACUUAUUGGUUCAAAUGCACUGCAAAAACUAGCCACAGCUGAUAUAAUAGAUGAAAAUGUUACAAACUGGACGAAGAAGGAGAUUCUGUUGCAAGCAGCAGGAACAGACCCUAAUUCAAGAUUGCAGUUGACGACAAGGAAAAAGGGCACGAUAUGGGUUGAUCAAGUCUCAGCAAUGCCUUUAAGCACACACAAGGGACAUGGAUUUCGGCAAGAUCUUUUCAACAUGCUUGCUGAUUUGAAGCCAGGAUUUAUCAGAUUCCCAGGCGGUUCAUUUGUCGAAGGAGAAUGGCUAGUGAAUGCAUUCCGAUGGAAAGAAACUGUAGGAGCAUGGGAAGAGCGACCUGGCCAUUUUGGGGAUGUUUGGCAAUAUUGGACUGAUGAUGGACUUGGUUAUUUCGAGUAUCUCCAACUUGCAGAGGAUUUAGGUGCAUUGCCAGUUUGGGUCUUCAAUAAUGGAAUCAGUCAUAACGAUCAAGUUGAUAGUUCGGUGAUUUUACCCUUCGUGCAAGACAUUCUUGAUGCUAUUGAGUUUGCAAGGGGAGACCCCACUUCAACAUGGGGUUCUGUUCGAGCAGCAAUGGGCCACGCAGAACCUUUUGAUUUGCGAUAUGUUGCUGUCGGGAAUCAAGACUGUGGAAACAAGAACUAUCGUGGAAAUUACAUGAAGUUUUACACUGCCAUAAAAGGAGCCUACCCAGAUAUCAAGAUUAUCUCAAACUGUGACGGAUCUACUCGACAGUUGGAUCACCCAGCGGAUUUGUAUGAUUUCCAUGUUUACACGAACGCAAAUUCUAUGUUUUCGAUGGCUCACAACUUUGAUCAUAACUCAAGAAGUGGCCCAAAGGCUUUUGUGAGUGAGUAUGCUGUCACUGGAAAUGAUGCCGGCAGAGGAAGUCUCUUAAAAGCACUGGCUGAAGCUGCAUUCCUUCUUGGACUGGAGAUCAACAGUGAUGUUGUCGAAAUGGCAAGUAAUGCUCCUCUGUUUGUGAAUGCCAACGAUUGGAGGUUCAAUCCAGAUGCAAUAGUUUUUGAUUCUUCAAAGGUGUACGGUACUCCUAGUUACUGGAUGCAGCAUUUCUUCAAAGAGUCGAAUGGCGCCAUUCUUCUCAAUUCCAAACUGCAAGCUAAUUCUUCCAGUUCCCUUAUCGCAUCUGCCAUUUCUUGGAAAAAUCCAGACAGCAACAGAAGUUACUUAAGGAUAAAGGUUGUGAACUUUGGGAGCAACAGAGUGAGUCUUAAGGUUUCGGUUGAUGGGCUGGACAAGAACUCGAUAGAAGUAGCAGGGUCUACGAUUACUACACUGAUGUCAAGCAAUGCGAUGGCUGAAAAUUCUUUCAGUGAGCCAAAGAAGGUGGCCCCAACUACCAGUCAACUUGAAAAUGCCAGCAACAGAAUGAAUGUAGUACUAGCUCCGUAUUCUUUAACUUCCAUCGACUUGCUCAGAAAAUCAAAUAUUGUCCAAGUCGCAGGAUGUAAUGCUGCUUUAUGGUCAGCGCCGAGUCGAGAAGAUGAAGAGAGAGAGGAGAGAGGAGUGGAGUUGAAGAGCAGCGCCAUGUCUCCACUCUCCACUGUCUUUGGAUAAGUCUUCAUUUCAUUUACGCCUAAUUAACCCACCA